Eptesicus fuscus (big brown bat) is the source of this 5054-nucleotide messenger RNA. It is a transcript of the gene INVS, whose product is annotated as inversin. Lineage: Eukaryota; Metazoa; Chordata; Mammalia; Chiroptera; Vespertilionidae. Gene Ontology annotation, molecular function: protein binding. The record is from RefSeq and is a predicted model, not a curated record.
UCUAUUGGGUUCUCUGCGCGCGAGGCCCUGUGGGAUAGAAAGGGCGGAGAGCAGCAGAACCCUGUGUUUUCGGAAGGAUGGGAACUACACUUCCCAAAAGGUUCUGCGGUCCAGAGUCAGCGGCCUUCAGAGGGACCCCGUUAGUGUUAGCGCAGUGGGGGAUCUGCCCCGGCCGGAUGUAGGUACGGUCUUGGCUCCUGGCGGGUGGGGCGGCCCAGUGGGGGUCGUGCCUCCUGGAGCCGCCCCCGGGACGCGAGUCCUGGCGGAGGCGAGGGUUCCUUCAGUUGCUGAGAAGACUAUGAACAGAUCAGAGAACUUGUGCUUUACUGGCUCCUCAUUAGCAUCCCAAGUUCAUGCUGCUGCUAUUAACGGAGAUAAGGGUGCUCUUCACAGGCUCAUCAUAGGAAAUGCUGCCCUUAAAGACAAAGAGGAUCAAUUUGGGAGAACACCACUUAUGUACUGUGUGCUGGCUGACAGACUGGACUGUGCAGAUACGCUCCUGAAGGCAGGAGCAGACGUUAAUAAAACGGACCAUAGCCAAAGAACAGCCCUCCAUCUUGCAGCUCAAAAGGGAAAUUAUCGUUUCAUGAAACUCUUACUCACACGUAGAGCGAAUUGGAUGCAGAAGGAUCUAGAAGAGAUGACUCCUCUGCACUUGACCACCCGACACAAGAGCCCCAAGUGUUUAGCACUUCUGCUGAAGUUUAUGGCGCCAGGAGAGGUGGAUACACAGGAUAAAAACAAGCAAACAGCUCUGCAUUGGAGUGCCUACUACAACAACCCUGAGCACGUGAAGCUGCUCAUCAAGCAUGAUUCCAACAUUGGGAUUCCCGAUGUUGAAGGCAAGAUCCCGCUUCACUGGGCAGCCAACCACAAAGAUCCAAGCGCUGUGCAUACAGUGCGAUGCAUUCUGGAUGCUGCUCCAACAGAGUCUUUACUGAACUGGCAAGACUAUGAGGGGCGAACACCUCUUCACUUUGCAGUUGCUGAUGGGAACAUGACAGUGGUUGAUGUCUUGACCUCAUAUGAAAGCUGCAAUAUAACAUCUUAUGAUAACUUGUUUCGAACUCCACUUCACUGGGCAGCUCUACUAGGCCAUGCACAGAUUGUCCAUCUCCUUUUAGAAAGAAAUAAGUCUGGAACCAUCCCAUCCGACAGCCAAGGAGCAACACCUUUGCACUAUGCAGCUCAGAGUAACUUUGCUGAAACAGUUAAGGUCUUUUUAAAACAUCCUUCAGUAAAAGAUGACUCAGACCUCGAAGGAAGAACAUCCUUUAUGUGGGCUGCUGGGAAAGGCAGUGAUGAUGUCCUCAGGACUAUGCUGAGUUUAAAAUCUGACAUUGAUAUCAACAUGGCAGACAAAUAUGGAGGUACAGCUUUACAUGCUGCUGCCCUUUCUGGCCAUGUCAGCACCGUGAAGCUAUUAUUGGAAAAUAAUGCUCAAGUAGAUGCUACUGAUGUCAUGAAACAUACUCCACUUUUCCGAGCCUGUGAGAUGGGACACAAAGAUGUGAUUCAGACCCUCAUUAAAGGUGGAGCAAGGGUAGAUCUAGUUGACCAAGACGGACAUUCUCUUCUUCAUUGGGCAGCGCUGGGAGGAAAUGCCGAUGUUUGCCAGAUAUUGAUAGAAAAUAAGAUCAAUCCAAAUGUGCAAGAUUACGCAGGAAGAACCCCUCUGCAGUGUGCUGCGUAUGGGGGAUACAUCAACUGCAUGGCAGUGCUCAUGGAGAAUAAUGCAGACCCUAACAUUCAAGACAAAGAGGGAAGAACAGCUUUGCACUGGUCCUGUAACAACGGAUACCUUGAUGCCAUUAAAUUACUACUAGACUUCGCUGCUUUUCCUAAUCAGAUGGAAAACAAUGAAGAGAGGUACACUCCCCUCGAUUAUGCUUUGCUUGGUGAGCGCCACGAAGUGAUCCAGUUCAUGUUGGAGCACGGCGCCCUGUCCAUCGCAGCCAUCCAGGACAUCGCUGCCUUCAAAAUCCAAGCUGUGUACAAAGGCUACAAGGUCAGGAAAGCUUUCCGAGACCGCAAGAACCUCCUCAUGAAGCAUGAGCAGCUGAGGAAAGAUGCUGCUGCCAAGAAACGAGAGGAAGAAAACAAGCGAAGAGAGUCAGAACAGCAGAAGGGAAGGCUGAGUCCAGAUUCCUGCAGGCCCCAGGCCCCUCCAUGUCUGCCCACCACCCAGGCUGAGCCCCACAGGCAGAGCGGGGGCCUCACCAAACAGCCUCCCACCAGCCAUGCGGCCCAGAGCCCUGAGCAGAGAACCUGCAGAGGGUCUCCGGGCAGAGCCCCCCCGGAGCAACACCUCUCCCCAGACUUGCAGGGAACAGACCCCAGAAAGCCAAAUGAAAUGUCCAGAGAACCUUCUAAAGGCCGAUCUGCCUGUGUCCACUUCAGCCCCGAUGAAGGCCACGAUGGGAACAGGUGCCCAGGAGUCUCCUCUGUUGACAAGUCCAGAGGUGAGACAGUGGGCGAGCAGCACUGUGACAAGGGGAAAGGCUCCGUGAGGCAGCCCUCCUGUGUCCGGGCGGCUGGGCCCGAGGAGAAGGGAGAGGACCCCGGCGGGGCAGCUGCCAGCCUUCCCCAGCAGGACGGCCACCGGAAGCCCUGCAGGCGGCAUGACGCAGCCCCCAAGGUCAAGUGUGCCUCCCAGAAAAGGCGCAUUCAGGAGCUCCGAGGAGGAAGGUGCUCCCCAGCUGGUUCUAGCCGGCCUGGCAGUGCCAAGGGGGAGGUGGUCCAUGCCGGGCAGAGUCCUCUCCACCAUCGGACACCAAGACACAAAGGGACACAGGACAAGCUGGAAGGAGAGAGCUACUCAGAUCCGCCCCGGCGGACAGAGGUGUUGAGGCCAGGAGUCAGGAAGGUGGGGCCAUCCACCCCAUCUGAGGACGCUCAGACACCUAAGGAGAUGCAUCCAGCUCCCGGGCCCCUCUCUGGGCAGAGUGUGAACAUCGACCUUCUUCCUGUUGAGCUGCGGCUGCAGAUCAUCCAGAGAGAAAGAAGUAGGAAAGAGCUGUUUCGCAAAAAGAACAAGGCGGCAGCGGUCAUCCAGCGGGCCUGGAGGAGCUACCAGCUCAGGAAGCACCUGUCCCACCUUCUGCAUAUGAAGCAGCAUGGAGCCAGAGAUGAGGACAGAUGGAACCGAGAAUGCAUGGCAUUGCUCCUCCAGGUUUGGAGAAAGGAACUGGAACUAAAACCCUCAAAAGCCACUGCAGUAAGCAGGACCACCAAGAAUCCAUCCAAGAGCAGCUCGGGCACAAAGUCCACCAGGCACUCAGUGCUCAAGCAAAUCUACGGUUGCUCUCAAGAAGGGAAAGUACAUCAUCCCACAAGAUCUUCAAAAGCCCAUUCUGUGCUGCGUCUCAACUCAGUGAGCAAUUUGCAGUGUAUACACCUUCUUGAGAACAGUGGAAGAUCAAAGAAUUUUUCUUAUAACCUGCAAUCAGCCACUCAAUCAAACAAAACAAAGCCUCGAAUGCCUAUGGAGGAAGACUGUGCCCGGGGUAACUGGAAUAAGCUAGUAUAGAGUUCUAAUUAUCUGUUGACUUUCUCUUACAUCUUGGAAAAACUUCAAUAUCCAUGCCUGAAGCCUUAUUAGCCUGAACAUGUGGUAACAACUGAAAGAACAUGUCAGAAUGCUUUCUUUCUGCUCCGACACAGCAUUGUUUGGAUAUUAUCUUAACCUGCACUGAGAAGACCAGGGUACACUAUGCCUAAUCAAAACUGUCUAGCUGUCUGCCUUCACCUGUCAGUGUGGCUAGAAAGGAGGAUGUAUAACUCUGUCAAGUCUAAGGAAAACUAAGGACAUGAGGGCUGCUGGGUUGGGAUUUCUGCCAGCCAGCUGGUCCAGGCCUGGUUUUCUGGCUUCAGAGAAGAACCUAAAUGAGACGGCAAGGAGCCUGUCCUGCAGCAACCACCUUCACUUCACUGUUUUUCCGGAAUCUGAUGCAACAAAUUUCAUUACAGAAGCUACAUCCUAUUAUUCCAUUAUCGGUUUUAAGUUUUAGACCAGAAUCAUGAUCCAGCGUUUGCUUUUAGAAAUUAUCUGUAAGAUCACAAUAGGUGCUCUGUUCACCUCUGCUGACUUCUUACAUAUUUUACAGUCGUGUUAGCCUCUGAAGGCCACAGGCUGCUGCCACGCCCUCUGUGAACAGAGAUGCUGGUAUCGCCAACACCAAGGAAAUCGGGCAGGUGUACAGACCAGGCAUUUAUGCACCAGGUACCAAGGCCUUAACAUUCCACUUGUAUUUUCUGCCCGACUUGCAGAGGUGAGCAAUCAUAUCAAAAUGCCAUUCCUAUUGAUGGGAAACUGCUAACUACAUACAUUCUAGCUCUCUAAGAAACACCUAGUUUAAACAAAAUCUAGUGUGGGGCUUUUUCACAUUUUUAAGGGCAAAGCUAAUGUAGGAAUGGAGACAGACACAAAGAGUGACAUAGGAGGCUCACAAAUACUUCUAGAACUGCUUCCAUUUUCUUAAGAUUACUGUCACCAUUGUCCUGACAGUAGAAAUAGGAAGCAACAAAGUAUUAAUGUAAUCCCCUUGAUUUUUUUUUUUAUAGUUUGCUAAUUAAAUUAUUUCCUGACUGGAAAAAUCAACCUAUCAUAGAAAACACAAUACAGCUGGUAAUUUUUGGAGACCUGUAAUGGGUUAGAAAAUACCUUUUAAAGUAGUUAUCUCAGACCAACCACCCUUUAGGUAUAGGAAAACCCAAAACAACAAUCUUGAAACCUUGCCCCCUGCACUAAGGGCUACAAAACCUCUGCAGAUGACACCGUCAUAGUGAGAAGUUCAGCAUCAUCCUGGGUAAGAGUAACCACCCCCCAACAAAACGAUGAGGUUUGCCUGGAUGGGAUCUCAAAGGUUUAGCUAAUUUUUUGGUAAAUAAUAGACAGUACCAUGUUAUCACUCUGUAUUUUGUAAAUAGUCGGUUCCUAUGAAAUGUAAAUAUCCUGCCACAUAUCACGUGCUACCCCAGGAAGCCAGCCUGCAUGGUUUUCCUACCUUAGUGCAAAAGAAUGUUCGUAACAACUUCUUUAAAAGUUCAGCUUU